Molecule: messenger RNA, 2549 nt
Organism: Chara braunii
Lineage: Eukaryota; Viridiplantae; Streptophyta; Charophyceae; Charales; Characeae
Source: the annotation of a GenBank genome assembly
UGGUCGGCGUUCUUCUACUUACCCCAACAGUUCAGUUGCUGUCGCUCACGGAUUUCAAGAUAUUAGGCCAGACUUCAAAAUGUACCUGCCUGGGUUCAAUAGAUAUGCAUCCUCUUUCCUUGGAUGUUGCUGCAACACACUUGUCUGGCAAGAGCAUGAAUUUCACUUUGAACAUAUUAGCGGAGCGGGUGCAGCUACUCGGAACGAUACUCAAACAAGAUGAAAGCUCUCUGAAGCGAAUCCUCGAGGAACUGUCCUCUGUAGGGGUCAACCAUAUCCAGAAGGAUGAAACAUUGCUAAUGGAGAGGAGGUCUCUCAAGGCUUCCAUUGAAAACCUGCGGCAAGCUGUGAUUGGUAACAGUGGUGGUUUUGCUGUCAUUCUCAAAGUGAGCGAGCAGAUCAUUGAUGUUCUGGAACCGAACAAUCAUCACGAUGUUCAAAAGAUGACUUCUGGAUCGGUUAUGACAGAUGGGCGAGAUGACAUUCGUAGACCAGUGACUAAUUCCCGGGAGGUCGGGAGUAACGCCGACGCUCAUGUCUCUCCGACCCCAGAGAGCCGUGACAAUCAACAAUCACGACGUGUCUCUUCCGUGCUGGAUGGUACCAGUGACGAUGGAGAUGGCCGAAUGUCUGACGUGAGCCUGUCACCCAUCCAUGUUCCAAGCGCAACUAAUGGUUCGGGUUGUGACCUUGUAUGCAAUUGCUCAGCAGCGCAGCAAACCAGGAACGCUGAUGGUUGGCUCGAUGACAAUUCUCGUGAUGGGAACGGUAAUCGUUACUCUGCAUUGGCGAGGAGGGUUGUUCGGAAAUGGGAAAGUCUUUUCACUAGCCGUGGAAACUCUAAUGCUUCUGAGGAGGCCAGUGAUGAGGGCCGCGGAGCGAGAGAGGAUGCACAAUUGAUGAGAGAUGCACAAGAGGAGGAAAGAGAGGUAGAGGAGCUACUACUGCAGUUUAAGCCCCCACCUCAUUUACAGGACUGUGCUCGUGCGACUAAAUUGUUUUCAGAAGCAGACAGAAGAAACCCAGAUGGUUCUCUCCCAGACUGGGCACUUGACGAACCUCCAAAGUCGUUCUUGAAGGAGGUGGGUGGCAUUCCAGACUCCUCUGGGCCCUUUCCUCCCUGGAUUUAUGGUGCUGAUGGUGACAACUUACCAUCGACUCGUAUUGUGCAGAGGGACUUGUGGGCCCAUCAGCAUCCAGUCGAUUGUAGCGCUCCAGAUGUCCGGUUUGCUGUGGCAGAGUGGUGGCCUAUGAGCGGGCAUGGAAUGGGGUCACAACUGCAUGGCAUGACAGCGUUUUUCGGUUUUGCAGUUGAAACAGGACGCGUGCUUGUGCCCGUCAAGAACUACCAGCGAGCGGAUCAGGAUAACUGCAAGGGGGAUUUGCGUAAACGUCUCGACUGCUAUUUCUUUCCGCCAACCUCGCCCGAAUGUUACCAGCGUGCCGUGGAACUCCUCCAACAAGCAAAGCGACAUGGAACGAAGGCAAAAGGAGCAGGACGGUUCAUCCCUUACAGAGCAAAUGGUGAAGGGGUCCGGGAGCUUAUGGAAGACAAGAACUUGCCUCUCGUUUACCUGGCGUGGGGUAAUGUGGUCAGCGCAGCCGGAAAGAUCCCUCAGCGAUGGGGCUCGCCGUGGGAGAAAACUGUAUCGUCCAUCGUAAUGGAUGGAAAGGUGUUCGGGGAAGGGGGUAGAAGUCGGAAGCCAUGGUGGAGGGCACAGGCCCUUCGGUAUCUUCUUCGUCAACCUAGCGAGUAUCUGUGCCAGGUCGUAAAUCGUGUGCGAAACCGUGCUUUUGGAAUGCUCGUUGCAGAAGGGAUUAUUGCAUCCUCUAGGCGCUUGAGGAACGAGUCCCUCUACACUGUGGAAGUGAAGGACAGGCUUAAUGACUGGCAUCGUGUCAACAUCACAGAGGAUGAUGAGAUUAAAGCCCGUCAAGAUGGUUUGCAUGCUACAGGCCGAGGUCUGUAUGUCCCUCGCCCGUUGAUCAGCAUUAUGGUGCGCUCUGGCGCACUCAAAGCAAAGGAAAUGAAGCUCUAUGGCCUCCCAUCCUUCAUGCGGAUUGCAGAACGGAUUCGGCAGUACAAUCCGAAUGUGAAGCACAUCUGGCUAACGACUGACGUCGAGCAGUCUUUGGACCAGAGCCAUCAAUAUGAUUCGUGGAAGUUUUUCUACUCCCAUCAGCGUAGGUUAGUGAAGGACGAGCCAGACUGGAAGCUAGAGAUGCAAGGGGGGCAAAGCUGGGAUUCAAAAAGCGCUCGUCCAAACUUUGAGGUCGUGGAAAAAUCUUUUGCAAAUCUCCUCAUAUCGUCCGAGGCGGACUACUUCAUUGGUGCCUUGGGUUCAAACUGGGGUCGGAUGGUGAAUGAGAUGAGAAUGACCAAUGGCCGCUUGUCUCGCAAGUACAUUACAGUCAACUAUGGCAAUUGGAGGAGAUGAGUGGCUCGGGUUUUUUCUUUGUGCUGCUGCUGAUGUCAUGGUGACAGGAGUGUGUGCAUCACUCUGCCAACUUGAAGAUGCUGGACGCUUCAUAGCAUGGCUUACGGAUGU